CCUGGAAUGACCGAAGUGCACGCAGCGUGGUUAACUGCCGGGGCAAACGGAGACGCGGCGGCCAUGAAGCAGUUGAGGAGUCAGUUCCCCGAGUUCCUCGACUUGCAGCGGGUAAGGAAGGCACCAGCCGAACCACGUUCUCGAUUUUGCAGCUGGAACGAGUUUCAUCUCCAUACAAUUGGCGCAUCAGCGCUGCACGCCGCAGUCUGGGACGGCAGCCUCGGCAUCAUCCAGUUCCUACUCGAAGAAUCUCAAAGCCCCGAUUCCGCGGAUGACAGCGGUGUUACGCCUAUGAUGUUGGUCAUAAUGCGCCUCAAUCUGAUAACUAUG
Messenger RNA from Phytophthora sojae, 330 nucleotides. RefSeq lists its product as hypothetical. The record is from RefSeq and is a predicted model, not a curated record. The transcript is spliced from 2 exons. Gene Ontology annotation, molecular function: protein binding. Lineage: Eukaryota; Oomycota; Peronosporomycetes; Peronosporales; Peronosporaceae. The annotation marks the transcript as partial.